Molecule: messenger RNA, 2952 nt
Organism: Scophthalmus maximus (turbot)
Lineage: Eukaryota; Metazoa; Chordata; Actinopteri; Pleuronectiformes; Scophthalmidae
Gene: rmdn3
Product: regulator of microtubule dynamics 3
Exons: 12
Coding region: 385-1839 (484 amino acids)
Cellular component (GO): cytoplasm; mitotic spindle pole; spindle microtubule
Molecular function (GO): microtubule binding
Source: RefSeq, a predicted model, not a curated record
GAAUUCGAGGCAGUCACGUGGGUGUGUGUGGAGCGAAGCGUCAGACGUCGUUGGUCACGUGACUUCGAUAGAUCGAGACAAGCUCGUUUCGUUUUGUGGACACGCGCCUCGGAGUUUGGAGCUCUGGUAUCACGGGUAGCAUCGCUGACAUCGUCCGUCGGAUUAAAGGUGGUCCGUGGUCCGUGUGCCGUAUUCUAACCCGAACACCGACAGGCUAAUGACGCUAGGCUAACGGGCCCGGUGUGUCGGCCUGGUCGACAGAGGCUGCAGUCCGGCCGCGGGCAUGCACGUUAGCCCGAAGCUUGUCGCGGGCGGUCAGGGCGGGAGGCAUGUCGGUGGCGUCUGCCAGUGAGCCACAUUAACGUGUCCGCUUGGCCGGGAGGGAUGAACACGCCGCUCGGCAGGAGCGGGCUGGUCGGGCUGGCUGUCGGAGCCACAGCCGGCGUCGGCCUGAUCGCCUUUAUCGUUUACAGAGAGCUCAUCAAGAGACGAUGGCAGAGACAGAGACAGAGAGUGGAGCUGGACGGGGACGGGCCGCCUCUGUGGGACGGGCCGCCUCGGGAGGAGCCGCUGGAUGAUCAGGAGGCGGAGGCCCAGCAGCAGGCUCUGGCCGCGGUGGAGGCGGUGGUGCAGGGCCUGUCCCCAGAACAGCAGCUGGAGCUCAGGAACCAGCUGGACCAGGUGCUGAGCUGCGUGGCCUCGCUGCGCUCCGAGGUGGCCGAGCUGAGGGGCGGCCUGCACGGCAUCGCCCUGCAGAUCAUCCAGGACGUGAAAAAGGGAGUGGAGGACAGUCAGCGGGUACGGAGGCGCCGCCAUCUUGUCCACAGAGAGCGCACCGAGUCCACCAGCUCCAGCUCCCUCUACUUCACUGCCAGCCAGGGCCAGGCCAGCGCACACGAGGAGACCAGCGAAGGAGGGUACUCCACAGCGUAUGCUGAGUCCGACUACACAGACCAGGACACAGACAGAGAGGAGGGCGAGCCGGGGCCAGAGCAGGAGUCUGAUGAGGAGGAGGAAGACCGGAGCUGUGCCACAGUCCUGACCCUCCGCCAGGAAGACUCUCAGGAAGAGGAGGUGGAUGAAGACAGGGAGCUGCAGGAGGAAGAAGAGGAGGAGGUGGAAGGGAGGAUGCAGCUGGCGACCACAGUUCCAAGUGGAGAGCUGGCUCUCCUCCUGGCUCAGAGUGACAUCCUCCACACAGGAGACGCCAGUUUGAAGGCAGAGGGGUUUCGACUGUUGCUGGACAACAGAACGGAGUAUGGAGACAGCAGGGAGUUUCUAUGGAGACUGGCUCGGGCCUACAGUGAUAUGUACGGGGCCACUGAGGACAAACAAAAGAAGAGGACCUAUGCACAACAAGGUCGUGAGGAGGCGGAGCUGGCCCUGAAGAAAAACGGCCUGAACGCGGACUGUCACAAGUGGUUUGCGGUGCUGACAGGACUGAGCUCCCAGAAUGACAGCAUGCAUGGCAAACUGAAGAGCAGCCACAUACUGAAGGAGCAUCUAGACCGUGCUAUGGCACUGAGAGAUGAUGACCCCAUGUGUUUCUACCUGCUGGGUCGAUGGUGCUAUGAGGUAGCAACUCUGGACUGGUUGGAGAGGAAGGCGGCUGCUGCCCUCUACCAGAGCCCCCCCUCCUCCACACUACAUGAAGCCCUCGAGAACUUCCUCAAGGCAGAGGAACUCAGUCCAGGUUUCUCCAAGACGAUGAGACUUUACAUUGCAAAGUGUCACAGGGAGCUGGGAAACACAUCUGAGGCCACAAACUGGACUGAGCUGGCUCUGAACAUGUCAACGGGCAGUGAUGAUGAGGAAGAAACAUCUACACUGGAGGCUUAAAUUCUGGUCUUACCUGUCAGAACAAAGUGAAGAAUUAAUUUCGACCGAGGUCUGGAAGAUGGAGUCAUUCAUUGGAGGGCACUGACUGGCUAGUCAGGACACUGAUAUGUGGUCGUCCAAUCAGAUGUACUGUACGGAAGACAAAUUUUAUUUCCCCUCAUUGGUGGAUAUCUUUGCUAUUCUGUCACUGUGAAAUGAAACUGGUUGUUUAUUUUUUGCAGGCUUUGAGUCAGUAUCAGUGAGUAAUAUAGAUUGUAGUGUAGUGUCUAUUCUUUGAAAACAAUUUCUUUUUAACUAAAAAUCAUUGAUUAAACACGGGCAUUUAUUAUCCAGCAGCAACAGGUGAAUCUAACGGGAUCAGUUCAGCCCAUAAAAACAAUACAAGCAAAUAUAUUUGAACUUCCCUUUAGAGAUGACAAAUAAUUCGUUAUGUAUCUGCAUGUCUAGAUACCAGAGGGGAGAUAAUUUUAAUUUAUUCAUUCUUUUAUGAGUUGAGUUUUGGAAAACGUGUCCAACAAGUCUGUCACGGUACCUGUCGUGGGGAUCAACAGGACCGUCUGUAGUAUGCCACAAGAAAAAAGAUUUCCAGUGGAACACAUCUGGAAUCUUGCCACCACAGACACUGAAGACGUGGUGACACCGACGAUUACACACAAAAUGAUCUAGAGGCAGGAUUUUUUUUUAAAGCUGAUCAAUAUCUAACACUGGUCAAUAUUUAAGCUCUCUAUUUAAAUGUAUUUAUAAUUUUUUCAAAUCAAGGCAUUAAUGUUCGGACUUAUUUUUAGUUGAAUGAUUGCCGCUCUGUGAAUGGAGUCAUUUGAAGUUGAUUCACCUGUUUGAUUGUAGUAUUUAGUUUGUAAUUGAAUUAAUGAUUCCCCUCGAUGUUUUGAGCUUUGUGUUGUGUAUUCUCGUAGCGAGGUUGGUUGUUGGGCCAAAUUGUUUACAUCCAAUAUUUUAAAGUGCCAGAUUGGGUUGUUGUUUUUUUUUCAUUCUCAGGUCUGGCACCCAACUAUUAUUUCGGUCAUUUAGAAUAAACCCACGCUACAGAAAUUGAUACAAUAAAUACAUGUAUUGCACUUAACACUUAAUAAAUGAAGUUUUAUUUGUAUUGUA